AUGUCUCCCUCUGCCCAAAAUAAGACCUACAGCAUUGCCUCCAUCCCCGCGGACGGUAUCGGCCCCGAGGUCAUCGCCGCCGGGAUCGAAACCCUCCAGGCCCUCGCACAGACUCUGCAGACCUUCGAAUUGCAGUUCCACCACUAUGACUGGAGUUCCGAGACGUAUCGAAAGACGGGGAAGUAUAUUCCCGACGGUGGCCUCGAUGAACUGAAGAAACAUGACGCAAUCUUGUUCGGAGCGGUAGGAGCACCGGAUGUCCCAGAUCACAUCUCCCUCUGGGGUCUCCGACUGGCCAUCUGCCAACCGUUCCAACAAUACGCGAACGUGCGUCCUACGCGGAUCCUUCGCGGCACGGAAUCCCCGCUCCGACGCUGUGAGUCGGGCGACCUGGAUUGGGUGAUCGUCCGCGAAAACAGCGAAGGCGAGUAUGCCGGCCAGGGCGGACGAUCCCACCGCGGGUUUCCGUGGGAGAUCGCCACAGAGACAGCAAUCUUCUCGCGGCACGGAGUGGAGCGCAUCAUGCGGUUCGCAUUUGAAACGGCGCAGAAGCGACCGCGGAAGCUAUUGACGGUCGUAUCGAAGAGCAACGCGCAGCGCAAUGGGAUGGUGCUUUGGGAUGAGGUUGCGGUCGAGAUUGCGCGCGAGUUUCCCGAUGUGCAGGUAGAUAAGAUGCUGGUGGAUGCGAUGACGACCAGGAUGGUGCUGAACCCGACGUCGAUCGAUACGAUUGUGGCGUCGAAUCUGCACGCCGACAUCCUUUCCGAUUUGGCCGCCGCCCUCGCCGGGUCUAUUGGCAUUGCGCCCACCUCCAAUCUGGACCCGACCCGCCAGCACCCCAGUAUGUUCGAGCCGAUUCAUGGCUCUGCAUUUGACAUUACUGGCAAGGGAGUUGCCAAUCCCGUGGCGACGUUCUGGACCGCGGCAGAGAUGCUUGACUGGCUUGGAGAGAAGGACGCCGCCCGGCAACUGAUGCAAUGCGUUGAGACCGUGUGUGAAGGUGGCGUACUCACUCCCGAUUUAAGUGGAACGGCGACUACAAAGGAUGUGACGGCGGCGGUUGUGGCCGAAAUCCGGAAGUUGCCGAGGUCGUGA
Molecule: messenger RNA, 1095 nt
Organism: Penicillium lagena
Lineage: Eukaryota; Fungi; Ascomycota; Eurotiomycetes; Eurotiales; Aspergillaceae
Product: tartrate dehydrogenase
Exons: 3
Coding region: 1-1095 (364 amino acids)
Molecular function (GO): NAD binding; magnesium ion binding; oxidoreductase activity, acting on the CH-OH group of donors, NAD or NADP as acceptor
Source: RefSeq, a predicted model, not a curated record